This is a messenger RNA of Penicillium verhagenii, 1275 nucleotides long. Its product is annotated as putative nucleoside hydrolase. Gene Ontology annotation, cellular component: cytosol. Lineage: Eukaryota; Fungi; Ascomycota; Eurotiomycetes; Eurotiales; Aspergillaceae. The record is from RefSeq and is a predicted model, not a curated record. Bases 1 to 1275 code for a protein of 424 amino acids. Gene Ontology annotation, biological process: purine nucleoside catabolic process. The transcript is spliced from 6 exons. Gene Ontology annotation, molecular function: purine nucleosidase activity.
AUGCCGGCUAAGAAGAUUAUCAUUGAUACUGACCCAGGCAUCGAUGACAUCCUUGCUCUACUGCUAGCUCUGUCCUCUAAGCCAGAGGACCUUGAGGUUCUACUGAUCUCAUUGACAUUUGGAAACAUCGAAGUCAAGAACUGUUUACGCAAUGUGGUGUCCAUGUUCCAUAUCCUCGAGCGGGAGAUUCAAUGGCGCCGUGAUAAUGGCAAGCCAGAGGGCUAUGAUACCCUCCGUGCUUUCCGUCCGGUAGUUGCAGUGGGUGCAGAGGAUCCUUUGGAAGACCAGAAGAUGCUAGCAGACUACUUCCAUGGAACCGAUGGCCUUGGUGGCAUCCAUGCCACGCACCCUCAUCUCACACCCACGACCGCCUGGGAACAUCUUUUUGAUCCGGCAGUGGAUCCCGAGGGUAUCACACCAGUCCAGACAGGUGCCGUCCCUGGUGACCAUUCAUUCAUCCCCUCAAGACUUCCUGCACACAAGGAAAUCCUCCGGGUACUGCGUGCAAAUGAGCCCGAUACUGUGACCAUUGUCGCUGUUGGCCCACUCACCAAUUUGGCUUUGGCUGCAGCAGAAGACCCAGAGACCUUCCUCCGCGCGAAGGAGGUUGUUGUCAUGGGUGGUGCAAUCCAUGAACCUGGCAAUGUCACCCCGGUUGGCGAGUUCAACGCCUAUGCAGAUGCUGUCGCUGCCGCACGAGUGUUUGCGCUCACAUCCCCAAACCCCAACUCCACCUUGCCACUUACAACAAGCCCCUUAUUGGCACCCUACCCGGAAAAGCUCAGUAAGCAGUUGACCCUACGUCUUUUCCCACUGGACAUCACUCUGCGCCACAAUCUGUCCCGUGGUGAGCUUCGCGAAGCCGUCACUCCUCUUCUCGCCGCCGGUUCUCCUCUUGCUGAAUGGGUCACUGCAUUCAUGGGACAUACGUUCCGUACUUUGGAGCGUCUCCACCCAGGCCAAGUUGGGGAUUCUGCGGAGUUAAGUAUGCACGACCCGGUCUGUGUAUGGUACGCCCUUACUUCCGAGGAUCCUGAGUGGGCUCCUUCAGCCAACUCCCCCGAAGAUAUCCGUAUCGAGACACAGGGGCAGUGGACUCGCGGUCAGUGUAUAAUUGAUCGCAGAAGUCGCCACAAAAUCGAAGGCGAUGAAGAGAGCUCAAGCGACCAUGGCCUGUGGUUGAGUUCUCGGGCUGGUAACCGUAUCUUGCGGAUGGAUCAAUCACCUGCUGAGAAGACGUUUGGCAAGAUUAUGGUUGAUCGUCUGUUCAGUUAA